AUGCUAAGACGGUGCUCCAACAUCCCUCGUUCCGCCCUCAACCUCUCCAGGCCUUCCAUCCGAGCAUUCUCAAAACCCUCCGCUCCCGUAUCAGCUUCCGCUUCUCAGCUAUCUACCAAGGAGAACGUCCUCUUCGAAUUAGAUGUUAAGAAAGUAGGACAUGAGAUCAGGAAGAGAGGCUUGACUAGCUCCAUUGGCGCUGGGAGGGAAGGUGGUAUGGAUAGGGACACUAUCAUCAGACUUUUGUACUCUUUGGGAUCACGGCACGAAGUAGAAAGAUACCUUCGUAUCUUCACCCAAUCAUCCAAAGACGCUUCUCCAGGAGGUGUUCUUCCAGAAGCUAAAUUCGCUGUUCUCAAAAUCGGUGGUGCUAUCCUCACCAACGAGCUUGACGAUCUCGCUCUCUCAUUGUCCUUCUUGAAUAGACUUGGGCUGUUUCCUAUAGUGUUACACGGUGCGGGUCCUCAGCUUAACGACAUUCUUGAAGCUGAAGGUAUCGUUCCAGACUACGAAGACGGUAUCCGAAUCACAGACCCCAAAACCCUUUCUAUCGCUCGACGAGUUUUCCUCCAAGAAAACCUCAAGCUUACCACCGCUCUUGAGCGACUCGGUACACGUGCUCGACCCAUUCCCACCGGUGUUUUCACCGCCGACUACCUCGACAAAGCCAAAUACGGUCUUGUGGGAAAGAUCACUCGAGUCGAUAAAGCUCCUAUCGAAGCUGCUAUCAAAGCUGGAUGUCUGCCCAUCCUCACUUCGCUCGCUGAAAAUGCCGAAGGUCAGAUCUUGAACGUUAAUGCAGAUGUCGCUGCUGGAGAAUUGGCCAGAGUCCUCGAACCCAUGAAGAUCGUAUAUCUCAACGAGAAGGGUGGUUUAUUCCACGGUGUAUCCGGAAAGAAAAUCUCCACCAUCAACCUUGAUGAGGAGUACGAUUCCCUCAUGAAGGAAUCAUGGGUCAAAUUCGGUACCAAACUCAAGAUCCGAGAAAUCAAAGAACUCCUCGAUACUCUGCCUCGAACUUCUUCCGUUGCUAUCAUUUCCACCGGAAUGCUCCAGAAAGAACUUUUCACCGAUGCUGGUGCCGGUACCUUGAUCCGAAGAGGACACAAAUUGUACAAGCAACCUGGUGUAGAAGCUGUUGGAUCUACUCAACUCCGACAGGUUUUCACUGAAAGAGAUCCUGAAGUAAUUUCCGGUAAACGAAGUGUUGCUGAGAUUUUUGGUGAUUUCAAAAACACCCCUACCACAAUCUACGGAGAUGAGCCUUUAGACGUCGUUGCUGUUGUCUCUCAUCCUCAAGGUGAAACUCCCGUCAUGACCAAAUUCCUCCCCUCGGGUAAUGGUAUGUUGAACAAGAUCGCCGAUAACGUCUUUGAUACCAUCAAGAAAGAUCACAAGAGGUUAUUCUGGACUGCCAAUGCAGAUGACGAGAACCGAGCAUGGCACUUCGAGAGAGCCGACGGAAGCUUCACUAGAGCCGGAAGAUCUUUGUUCUGGUACGGUGUAGCUGAUGUCAAAGAGGUUGAAAGGAUUAUUGAGGGGUUCGAGCAAUCCGGUAGAAUCGAAAGAGUCUUUUUACCCGUUGGACCCAGUACUCCACCUCACCGAUUAGGAGCCACCAGAGCGUUUUCAACUUCCGCUAGACCCUCGCUCGUCAACGCUGCCUUGAACGGUAGAAGAGGAUACGCCACUGCUGCAGAGGUACCAAGGAAGAAGGUCGCUCUCAUCGGUGCAAGAGGAUACACAGGUCAAAACCUCAUCUCGUUAAUUGACAACCACCCACACUUAGACCUCACCCAUGUAUCCUCAAGGGAAUUAGCUGGAUUACCAUUGAAGGAAUACAAGAAAUCUCAAGUUUCCUACUCCAACCUCUCAGUUGAGGAUGUCGGUAAGAUGGCUGAAUCCAAUGAGGUCGAUGCGUGGGUCAUGGCUCUCCCCAAUGGGAUCUGCAAACCAUUCGUCGAUGCGAUCGACUCGGCAGCUUCAAAAGGUGGUAAAGGAGUUAUCGUAGAUUUAAGUGCGGAUUAUAGAUUUGAGAAAGACUGGACAUAUGGUUUGCCGGAAUUAUACGGACGUGAAGAAUCUAAACGAUCAACUAGAAUCUCCAAUCCUGGAUGUUACGCUACCAACACUCAACUGCUCUUGGCUCCUCUCAUGCCUCAUCUGGACAAAUCUCAGAUGCCAUCGGUCUUUGGGGUAUCGGGAUUCUCAGGUGCGGGUACGAAAUCGGGUGAGAAGGAUGAAGAAGGUAGACCCAAGACGGUUCCUAAGAUUUCCGCUCAAGAUCUCGGUCUUUCAAUCAGACCAUACACCCUAACCGACCACAUCCACGAACGGGAAGCUUCCAAUCACCUAUCAAGCCUUACCUCUCAACAAGAUUUCAAACUCGCUUUCAUCCCGAACGUCGCUCCUUGGUUCUCAGGUAUAAUCUCAGUCCUCACUGCUCCUCUCGACAAAUCUUUCAGAGCUUCAGAGAUUUUCGAGUUGUACCAGGAGAAGUACCAGAAUGAACGAUUGAUCGAAUUGGGAAAGACUGUGCCCGAUGUUAGGGAUAUCGAAGGGAGACAUGGUUGGAAAAUGGGUGGGGUGCAGGUACACAGUUCUGGAAAGAGGGUGGUCGUAGUUGGAACAUUGGAUAACUUGCUUAAAGGAGCUGCCACUCAGUGUAUGCAGAACCUCAACAACGCCCUUGGAUACGAAGAGCUGGCUGGUAUUCCCCUUGACAAACUUUAG
This is a messenger RNA of Kwoniella botswanensis, 2733 nucleotides long. Its product is annotated as N-acetyl-gamma-glutamyl-phosphate reductase. The record is from RefSeq and is a predicted model, not a curated record. Gene Ontology annotation, cellular component: mitochondrial matrix; mitochondrion; cytoplasm. The coding region runs from base 1 to 2733 and encodes 910 amino acids. NCBI's taxonomy places the organism in Eukaryota, Fungi, Basidiomycota, Tremellomycetes, Tremellales, Cryptococcaceae. The transcript has 11 exons. Gene Ontology annotation, molecular function: NAD binding; NADP+ binding; protein dimerization activity. Gene Ontology annotation, biological process: L-arginine biosynthetic process.